Messenger RNA from Rotaria sp. Silwood1, 2184 nucleotides. The record is from the annotation of a GenBank genome assembly. NCBI's taxonomy places the organism in Eukaryota, Metazoa, Rotifera, Eurotatoria, Philodinida, Philodinidae.
AUGCGUCAGAAAAUUGAUCUCACCGAUGAUGUAACCGCCCAUUAUCAACUUCAUGUAAUUCGUAUAAAAACAACGCACACCUGCCAACACAGUAGUCAAGCUGAAAAACAGUUUCAUCGACAGAACAGUUUGACAGAUUUACAUGAAGCUGUAGUGAACAAUUCAGAGGCUAAUGUUCGAAAGGCCAUCGUCGAUGGUAUUCCAAUUGACCUUAUUGAUCAUGCCAGUCAAACAGCUCUGUACUACGCUUGUGAACGAGGUUUUACUAACUUAGUGAAUAUUUUACUCCAGCAUGAUGCUCGCCAUGAUAUUGUCGAUUUGAGUCACACAUCGCCUCUCUGGGCUGCUGCUCAAAAAGGUCAUGCUGAGAUUGUUCUUGCUCUACUUCAACAUGGAGCCGAUCCCGAUCAACAGGCUAACGAUAACACAACGGCUCUGUAUCACGCAUCGUAUGAAGGGCAUCUCAUUUGUGUCUAUCAUCUCGUUCGAUUCAAAGCAUCGGUUCAUUUGGCUAAGAACAGUGGUGCAUCACCGCUCUUUGUCGCUGCUCGAAAUGGACAUUACCGUAUUGUUAAGCAUUUGCUUAAACACGGGGCUAAUCCAUUUCAAACGCAGGCUGAUGGACGAUCACCACUACAUACGGCUCUGCUCUAUAGCCGAACUCGAUGUGCUCAAUUACUCUUCGCAUGUGAUCGAUUACGUUGGAUUCCUCAGUUGGAUAUUUACGGCUGGACGCAUUUGCAUUUUCUGGCCAAGAAUGGUAAUAUUCGAAUGGCACGUCUUUUCUUUCAUCAUGUGAGUCGCGAGUUGAAAUCGAUCGAUUUCGAACAGAUCGAUUCAUUUGGUAAUACACCUUUGCAUAUCGCCCAGUUUUAUCGAAAAAUUCGCUUUGCUAAUUAUCUGAUCGAAAAAGGUUUCGAUAUUGAUCGACCGAAUUUUUUUCAAUGGACACCAAAAAUGAUCGAUGUAGCUAAUAGAAAGAACCAGACUAAGUUCGAUGAGUCUUCACCAAAAACCUAUCUGACCCAAUUGCUGGGCAUGCAUCGCAUUGAUUAUACUUCGGAAGAAGAUGAAAUGCGUCAAGAAGUAGAAACUUAUGUGCAAUUAUUAAUUGUCAAAAUGGAAAAAUUCGAUCCACUCUUUCGUCAUGAUUUGAUAUGUAGUGGUUCCUAUUACGAACGAACACGAAUCGGUGUACCGAAUGAAUUCGAUUAUAUGAUCAAUUUGACGGAAAUUCAACGCCUCUGUACUUUUGUCGAUGAUAUCAGCUAUCCACCUGGCUACGGUCGGUUGUAUCCAUUGUCGAUGGAUGAAGCACAUGAAAAACUUCGGCCCUAUUUAGAACCGAUUACACAAUGUGUCUCAUCGAUGAAGAUCCGCAAACGAUUCUAUCAAUUGCUCACUUCCGCUCGCGCAUUUGUUAUUCAUCAAGAAACAAUACAACAAUUCAAACAUCUCAAAUUUGAAUGGACCAGUGGUGAUAAACGCUGUGGCACAGCUAUUCAUGCCGAAUGGUAUGGAUCUCAGUAUGCUUCAUUGACGAUUAAAAUCGAUGUGGUACCCUGUUUAACCAUUUAUCGAUGGCCAUGUAUGGCCAAAGUUGCUUGCCCUCUUGCGAAACCCGAAUUUCAAAUCAUUGCACGCAGUCCGAAACCCGAUCAAACUGAUUUCUGGCGUAUCUCGACUUCACGUAGUGAACUUGUCGGUUUUCUUUCCUUAGUCGAUGAGAUCAAAGAUGCUUAUUUAAGUUUAAAAACUUUACGCCAUAUCAAUCCGUACGAAUGUCGAAUCGAUAAAGUUACUUAUGUAGCUGACGAACUAUUGACAUCUUACAUGAUAAAAACUGAAUUUCUACAUGAAAUUAGUCGAUAUCCUCAACGUCAACAAUGGAUCAAGGGUGGGCUUAUUCAUCGUGUGACGAGUAUUCUCAAACGAUUACAUCGCCAUCUUCAACAAGGAUCGAUUAUUUCGUUCUACAUUCAGAAUUACAAUGUGAUUGAUGGAGAUGAUUAUGCUCGAUUACGUUCGUUCGAAAUCAAAUAUGUCGGCAGCCUUCUCAAACAAGUUCAAGAGAAAGCAAGAAUGAUGGAUCGACGAGUGACUCGUAGUCGAACAUUUGCUGGGAGCGAGUCGAUCGAUCCGAAUCUACCGCUUCGAGUACGAGCAUCGACGACCUCAUCUUAG